AUGAAGUUCGGCACAGCACUUGCUUUGGGUAUCGCCCCGGCUGCUAUGGCAGCCAAGGUCCGCAACACCUACCCACCCGCGCGCCGGGCUUGGGAUUAUGGACUGAAUGCUCGGGAUGGUCACUUGCCCGCAGAGGCAGGCCAUGAACCCGCCCACGAGCCCGCGGUCGGCGAGCAUGUCUCGAACGAGGAUCAGUGGCACUGGCCUGAGGAGGUGGCUGUCGGCAAGCAAACCGAAGUCAUCAUCAUUUGGCAGCACCCGGGCGGCGAGGGCCACGAGACCGUCAAGUACCACGACAAGGUCACAGUCACCGAGACUGUUACUGCUACGGCUCAUCCUGGAGCGGCUCCUACUGAGAUGCCCGUCGCUCACCCCCCGGAGGCCGCCGCCACUCACACCGUUACUGUCGGCGGACCCAACGGCCUUGUCUACGAACCAGAGUCGCUGCACAAUGUGCCCGUCGGAGACAUGGUCAUCUUUGAGUAUCUUGCUCAGAACCACACCGUCACUCAAUCUACCUUUGAUCUGCCAUGCGACCCUCUUGCAGGUGGCAUGGACACGGGCCACCAGCCCAACCCCGACAACUCCAUCGUGCCUCCUCCUCAAGUAGCCAUGCAGGUUACCACGGGCGACCCUUUGUGGUUCUACUGCAAGACAGGCACACACUGCAGUGCCGGCAUGGUUUUCUCUAUCAACCCCACCGAGGAGAAGUCCCAGGCCAUUUUCAAGGAGAAGGCCAUGAACACAGACCAAGGCGAGGGCGCAGCACCUCCUGCUACUCCCCCCCCUGCCGAGAGCGGGACGCCGGCCGAGCCUCCCGCUGAAGAAGCUCCCGCUGAAGAAGCUCCCGCUGAAGAAGCUCCCGCUGAGGGCGACGCAAACCUCACGCCUGGAAAGGGUUACGUUGGAGAAGAUGGAAGCUGCGUCUGCAUGGUCACCUGCUCUGCUUGGGGCUUCCCAGACAGCAAGGCCCAGGGCGUUGGCGCAACAGGUGGCAUGGCUGGUUCAAUGCCCGUCAAGAUGGCUGGUCUGCGCUAG
Emericellopsis cladophorae is the source of this 1038-nucleotide messenger RNA. RefSeq lists its product as uncharacterized. The coding region runs from base 1 to 1038 and encodes 345 amino acids. The record is from RefSeq and is a predicted model, not a curated record. The transcript is spliced from 2 exons. Lineage: Eukaryota; Fungi; Ascomycota; Sordariomycetes; Hypocreales; Bionectriaceae.